AUGAAAGGCAGGAGCCUGGGGAAUACUGGGGAACAGAGGCACCUUGGUGUGCAGGUCCAGGGAUCUCUGAAGGUGGCAGCACAGAUGUUGGAGAUGCAAGGAAUGGGGCCUGCUGAAUGGAAUGUGGCACCAACAGACAACACGACAUCAGGCCCUGAUGUGCAACCAAAGCCACAAGAUGACCACAUGUUCACCGUGAGAGGGGCACCAGGGUCAAAAGGACCUCCAGGGCCACCUGGACCUCCAGGGCCACCUGGACUUCCUGGGGAAUCUGGGCCACGGGGACCUCCUGGACCACAAGGCAGCCCAGGAAGCUUUGGAGCACCAGGUAUGAAAGGAGAUCCAGGGGACAGGGGUCAACCUGGCCUGAGAGGAGAGGGUGGUUUCAAAGGUCUACCAGGAGAACCGGGACGAAAAGGAGAACCUGGUGACAAAGGAGCAGAGGGACAAGGGCUCCAUCUGCUUCAGGAGACUUUGAAGACGUUAGCGGAGAGAGUUUUGACAUUGGAACUUAUGAAUGGCAUCCACGGUUCUGCCACGCCACUGGAGUCUGGAUCUGGAUCUGAAGCACUCUUUCCAAACAUCCUGAUCAAGAGGAAAGGAGAGUAGGUCCAUACACUCUCUGCCCUGCUGUCAGGCCAGGGAUGGAAAGAGAGAAGGGCAGGCAGCAGGGAGAGCCCGGGAACAGGCCAAGCUAAUGGAUUUCAGGCCCUCAGGGAUGCCACAUUGAUUAGCCUGGCCUGGGACCAUAGAAGCUCCAUAAAAACUGAUGCAAAAUACCAAAACACAGCAGAUGCUGGAAAUCUGUAAUGAAAACAGAAGACGUUAGCAACAUUUAAUGGGCCAGUCCUCAUCUAUUAAGGGAACAAAUGAGUUCAGGUCAAGUAUAGGAUCUUAGUGUAGAUGGGCAAAACGGUCAGCAUGGACGC
This is a messenger RNA of Pristis pectinata (smalltooth sawfish), 929 nucleotides long. Its product is annotated as EMI domain-containing protein 1-like. The record is from RefSeq and is a predicted model, not a curated record. NCBI's taxonomy places the organism in Eukaryota, Metazoa, Chordata, Chondrichthyes, Rhinopristiformes, Pristidae. The transcript is spliced from 8 exons. The coding region runs from base 1 to 609 and encodes 202 amino acids.